Messenger RNA from Chenopodium quinoa (quinoa), 2291 nucleotides. RefSeq names its product AAA-ATPase At3g28580-like. Gene Ontology annotation, molecular function: ATP binding; ATP hydrolysis activity. NCBI's taxonomy places the organism in Eukaryota, Viridiplantae, Streptophyta, Magnoliopsida, Caryophyllales, Amaranthaceae. The record is from RefSeq and is a predicted model, not a curated record. The coding region runs from base 626 to 2170 and encodes 514 amino acids. The transcript has 2 exons.
CAGGCUAUAAAUUCUUAAGGAAUCAGCAGCAGGGAAGCAAUGAAACUAAUCUUACUACUAUUUGUUUUUAUUGCGUUCCACCCGAUUCACCCUUUGGGCUAAUCCGGAUUUGAGAUCAAUUCUAGUCGGUUAAGUUCCAAUUCCCUUUCAAUUGUUGUUGCGAGAGUCUGAACACAGGACCUUCCUACCAAGUGUAGUCCCUAUCACUACUACACCAACAUCCAAUCGGUAAAAUGUAAAAUAUUUGUGAAACAAAUGCUUUAACUUGUUUUGAUGUUCUUCGCCAAAAUAUAUAACCUACAAAAGUUUACCUAAACAAAAUAAAAUCUUACACCAAUAAUAAAAUCUCUACAUAAAAUUAUAUAAAUAUUGAAAGUUCAACAUGAAAGACAAAACAGAGAAAAAGAAUUAAAACUUUCAAUAUUAAUAUAUUAUAACCCCAAGACCUACCUACGCUUAAUAAGUCGUCGUUUUCUCGUAGCAUUACUACAAUAUAAAUAGCCAUGAUCAUGAACCAUACUAAAUCAAAAAAGUUUGAAUUAAUAAGCAAAGAAAAAAAAAACCUCCAAAAAGAAAAACAAAAAUCACUUUAGAAUAUUCUAAAGAAGUAGAAGAAAAAAAAAAGAUGAUGAUGAACACAAACGAUAUGUUCAUGCAAUUUGGGUCAUUUCUAGCAACAAUGAUGUUCGUAAAGGCCAUGUACGAGCAAUACCUCCCUCAUCAAUGGCGUGAUUCGAUCCGUUCAUUUAUGUAUCGAUACACGGAGAGAAUAGUAAGGUUUUUCUCUCCGUAUCUUCAUAUAACCUUUGAAGAAUAUACCGGGGAAAGGUUUAGUCGGAGUGAGGCUUACAUAACCAUACAAACUUACCUUAGUGAAAAGACUUCGGAUAAAGCGAGGGGAUUAAAGGGUAAUUUUGUUAAGGAUGGUAAGGCGUUAGUGCUUGGAUUAGCUGAUAACGAGGAGGUGACCGAUGUCUAUCAAGGUGUUAAGGUAUGGUGGACUAGCCAUAAGAGUUUUGCUAAGUCUCAAACCAUUACUUUCUACCCUGGAAUGGAUGAAAAAAGGCAUUAUCAACUUACAUUCCAUGGAAGUAACAGAAAGUUUGUCACUGAAACAUACUUGAAUUACAUUUUAGUCGAAGGCAAAGCAAUCACAAUCAAGAACAGGCAAAGAAAAUUGUUCACCAACGUAAAAGAAAAAAGUGGAUCAUACUAUAGUAGAGGAAGCUUAUGGAGCCAUGUUGAGUUCAAGCAUCCGGCUUCUUUCGAAACCCUAGGUAUGGAAGAGACCAAGAAAAAUGCCAUCAAAAAUGACCUCCUUCGCUUUAGAAGUGCUAAGGAUUACUAUAACAAAAUCGGAAAGCCAUGGAAGCGCGGUUAUCUCUUGUAUGGACCUCCUGGCACUGGCAAAUCAACCAUGAUUGUAGCCAUUGCUAACUUGUUGGAGUAUGACAUUUAUGACCUUGAGCUAACCGCGGUUAAAGACAAUACUACGUUAAGGCAGCUACUCAUUGAGACUUCAGGGAAGUCGAUAGUUGUGAUUGAAGAUAUUGAUUGUUCUCUUGAUCUUACUGGAGAAAGAUCAACGACAAAGAAUGAGAAGAAGGAUGAUGAAGGAGAAGAUGAUAAGGAGAAGGUUAAGAAGAAGAUGAAAGAUGAAGGAGAAAGCAAAAAAAGUGAGGUAACUCUUUCAGGGUUGUUGAAUUUUAUUGAUGGAAUUUGGUCUGCUAUUGGAGAAGAGAGGCUAAUUAUAUUUACUACUAAUCAUUUUGAGAAGCUUGAUCAAGCACUUAUUCGAAGGGGGCGAAUGGAUGUUCAUAUUGAGCUUUCGUAUUGUUGUUUUGAGUCGUUUAAGAUGCUUGCGAAUAAUUAUCUAGAUGUUAAGUCGCAUCGUUUGUUUGAUACUAUAAAGGGCUUGUUAGAGGAGACGAAGAUGAACCCUGCUGAUGUUGCUGAGAGCUUGAUGCCCAAGUCUCUUGAGUUAGAUGUUGAUGUUUGUUUAGGAAAUUUGGUGAAAGCUUUGGAAAAGGCGAAAUUGGAUGAUCAAUCGAAGAAGGAAGAGGAGGAAAAAAAGGAGAAGGAGAUGAAAGCAAAAAUAGAGGCUAAGGAAGAAGGGAAGGAGGAACAAGAAGAAAAUGCUAAUGAGAAUAAGACUAAGAAUGACGAAUAAUGUAUGAAAAAAAAACCAUGAUGUUGGGGAGAAGGGGAUUUAGUACGUACUUGUUAUUAAGUGAUACCUCAUGUUGUCAUAUGUAUUUUGCAAUUAAUUAUAAACCUUAGUUAUAAUCAAA